GUUAGGUUAGUGAUCCGGCAGAUUGUUGUUUUGGGCGAGUUGGCUGCAUCGUCGACGAUACUCGCGAGCUCGCGUCCAUUGCUGCUGGUUUGGUUAUUCGGCGAGCGGUUCGCGUAGGGAACGAAAAUGGCGAUGGCGACGAAUCAAGUCAAGGGCAGCGGAUGGCCGCGACGAGCGAGCAACAGCUCGUUCGAGGGAAAGGUGGUGCAGAAUCCAUCGGUCACCAUUAACAGGACUGUAAAUUUAUAUCCUUUGACAAACUAUACAUUUGGAACAAAAGAGCCACUCUUCGAGAAAGAUCCAUCAGUACCAGCGAGAUUUCAGCGUAUGAGAGAUGAAUUCGACAAAAUUGGCAUGCGGAGAAGCGUAGAAGGCGUCCUACUGGUACAUGAGCACGGAUUGCCACACGUUCUCCUUCUGCAACUCGGCACAACAUUCUUCAAAUUGCCUGGCGGAGAACUCAAUACAGGAGAAGAUGAGGUAGAGGGCCUAAAACGGCUCCUUACAGAGACUUUUGGACGGCAGGAUGGAGUAAAGCAAGAAUGGGUCAUAGAAGAUACAAUUGGAAACUGGUGGCGUCCAAACUUUGAGCCACCUCAGUAUCCAUAUGUACCGCCACAUAUCACAAAACCAAAAGAACACAAAAGAUUAUUCCUGGUACAGCUGCAAGAAAAAGCUUUGUUUGCUGUACCAAAGAAUUACAAAUUAGUUGCUGCACCAUUAUUUGAAUUGUAUGACAACUCACAAGGUUAUGGUCCCAUAAUUUCAUCUUUGCCACAAUCACUGUGCAGAUUUAAUUUCAUCUAUAUGUAAAGUUAGAAUUAGAGAAAAACCAAUUUGAAAUAUUUUGUUUAAUUUAACAAAAAAUCCACUACAAAUUUGAUAAAUGUAUGUAUGUAUGAGAUGAUGGAUGUGUUACUUGACUUAUGUAUAAUAUACGCAUAGCAUUGCGAGAAUGAAA
Molecule: messenger RNA, 961 nt
Organism: Camponotus floridanus (Florida carpenter ant)
Lineage: Eukaryota; Metazoa; Arthropoda; Insecta; Hymenoptera; Formicidae
Gene: Cpsf5
Product: cleavage and polyadenylation specificity factor subunit 5
Exons: 6
Coding region: 127-813 (228 amino acids)
Cellular component (GO): mRNA cleavage factor complex
Molecular function (GO): mRNA binding
Source: RefSeq, a predicted model, not a curated record